Molecule: messenger RNA, 2481 nt
Organism: Ilex paraguariensis (yerba mate)
Lineage: Eukaryota; Viridiplantae; Streptophyta; Magnoliopsida; Aquifoliales; Aquifoliaceae
Source: the annotation of a GenBank genome assembly
AUGGAGUUGCCGGAGUGCCCGGUGUGCCUGCAGUCCUACGAGGCCGUUUCCACCAUCCCUCGUGUACUCGCCUGUGGCCACUCGGCCUGCGAGACCUGUCUCACGCAGCUCCCGAAGGCCUCCCCUCACACCAUUCGCUGCCCAGCAUGUACCCAACUCGUCAAGUACCCACACCCACAAGGGCCAUCAGCUCUGCCGAAGAACAUCGACCUUCUUCGCCUCUCCUCUCUCCUCCAAAACUCAAAUUCUAGCAAUCCCCGAAAAUCAACCCACAAAGAAUUGGCUCAAAAAGUUGAAGAAUUUAUGCCCAAUCUGUGGUCUUAUGAGUUCUAUUUGAAUUGGAAGGAGUGGAUUGUUCCAAGAGACGCGGUUUUGGUUGAAUCGAAUGUUGAAAACAAUGGGUUUUUUUCUGUUUUGUCUGGAAGGAUUGUGCAGUGUGAUGGUUUAAUAGGAUGUUCGAUGAGUUGCUUGUUGAAAGAGAAUCAACUGGUGAGCCUGGUUAGAGUUGGUUCGUACUUGGGUGGAAAUGAAUCAAAGUUCCGUUAUAGUUAUGUUGCAAAAAUUAUGAGUGUUUUAUAUGGAAUGAGGGAUGGCGAAAGAAGUGAAUUGGGUUUGCUUAUGGGUUCCAGUUUGAAGCAGUGUCGAAUGUGUAGGGUUUUUGGGUUGUGGUAUAAUACGGAGGAUUGGUCUUUAUAUGUAGUGUCUGAGAGGUAUGGUGGCAAGCAUUUGAAUGAUUUGGAAAAUGGCUCGCUUGGUAGAGAUGAGGAGAAAAUGAAUUUGGCUGUCAAAGAUGACAUGCCUACCUUUGCAAUUAUCGGUAUGGAGCUAUGUGAGGCAGCUAGUGAUUUGCAUUCACAAGGAUUAAUUUUGGGUAGUUUAUCUCUCCCCUGUUUCAAUGUUGAUCAUUUUGGUCGUCUUUAUAUGGAUUUGAAUGAAGUCAUGGUAUUGGGUAGGAGAGUUAGUAAAAUGAUUGCGGAGGUGGUUCGUAUGAAAUUAAAAUCUGAUGACAAAGAAUUAGAUGUGUUGCUGAAAAUGGAUGCAUUGAAAAUAGACGCAUUUGUCAGUCCAGAAAUGUUGUUAGAGUUCUUACAGAAAGAGAGUGUUGAACUGGCUUCUGGUUGCUUGAGAUAUGCAGUCGGGUAUGGUUCAGAUGUUUGGUCAUUAGCUUGUUUACUCAUUUGCCUUCUUAUCAGAAGGCCGUUUACUGAAGAGAUGCAGCAUUAUUAUGGUCUUUUCCCUUCACUGAUUGAGGAAGAGGGUUCUGAUUAUAUGGGUUUGUACACAGGUUGGAUGGAAAAAGUUAUUGGUUUGUUGGAACAUAGAUUGGGUUCGGAGUUUCUGUCAUUAAAAGAUAUUCUAUGCAAGUGUUUGAGUUAUGACCCAGGAAGUAGACCAGUUGCAACUGAGCUAUGGAAAUGCAUUAGACAGUUAGUUAUUAAACCCGAGUGUGACAUGAUGGUUGGUUUGGAGCACAAGGUGAAUGAGGAGAACUCAAGUCAUUGCUUGGUUCUUGGGGAACUCUAUGUGGAUCAAGUUGCAGAAGGGAGGGUUGACAAAGAUGUUGUUGAGGGCUUAUCUGGGAGUCAUGUAAAAAGUAUUGAUCUGAAGGGUCAUAUUGAUUGUAUCACCGGAUUAGCUGUUGGAGGGGAUUUUUUGUUCAGCUCCUCGUUUGAUAAAACAAUCUGUGUAUGGUCUCUGCAGGAUUUUACUCCUGUGCAUUCAUUUAAGGGUCACGAGCAUAGAGUCAUGGCUGUGGUUUUUGUGGAUGAAGAACAAUCGUUGUGUAUAAGCGGUGAUAAUGGAGGUGGCAUUUGCAUCUGGGGCGCUAGCAUUCCAUUUGUUCAAGAACCAAUGAAAACAUUGUACGAGCAAAAGGAUUGGCGCUAUAGUGGUAUUCAUGCCCUUGCCGCUUCUGGAGCUGGGUAUUUCUAUUCUGGAAGUGGAGAUAAGACAAUAAAGGCAUGGUCAUUGCAGGAUUACACUCUGUCAUGUACUAUGAGUGGUCAUAAAUCAGUUGUGUCUGCACUGACAGUUUGUAACGGGGUUCUUUAUAGCGGAAGUUGGGAUGGAACUAUCAGACUAUGGUGUCUUAGUGAUCAUAGUCCUUUGACAGUAUUUGGGGAAGACACGCCUGGAAAUGUGACCUCUGUUCUAUCUCUUGCUGCUGACCAGCGUUUCCUUAUUGUGACUCAUGAGAAUGGGUGCAUAAAGAUUUGGAGCAAUGAUGUCUUUCUAAAAUCCACACAAGUUCACAAUGGUGCUAUAUUUACUGUUGGCAUGGAGGGGAAAUGGCUUUUUACAGGGGGUUGGGACAAGAUUGUUAAUGUACAGGAGCUAUCAGGAGACGAGUUUCGAAUGGAUGCCAUACCAAUCGGAUCUAUUGCUUGCGAUUCUGUCAUAACAUCUCUGUUAUACAGGCAAGGAAAGCUUUUUGUUGGACAAGCUGAUCGAAUCAUCAAGGUAUUCUAUUACGGCGUGUGA